Molecule: messenger RNA, 3174 nt
Organism: Sinocyclocheilus rhinocerous
Lineage: Eukaryota; Metazoa; Chordata; Actinopteri; Cypriniformes; Cyprinidae
Product: LHFPL tetraspan subfamily member 3
Exons: 5
Coding region: 1929-2609 (226 amino acids)
Biological process (GO): sensory perception of sound
Cellular component (GO): plasma membrane
Source: RefSeq, a predicted model, not a curated record
AAUAGUUUUAUUUUCAGUUUUUGAGGUACAGUGAUCCUUCCCUGCAGGAUAAACUUCACAUCACUUUCCCCGCGCGGUUCACGGAGGACGUCACGACGAGCCCGCGUCAUUUCCGGACAAGGGUCUGGGAUUUGUAGUUCUUAAUGUUUUAAAUCCCAACGCUCUUGAAUUUAAUUUUUAAACGUUUAAAAGCGAGAAUCCAUAGUAUCGUCAGCCUGAAAGCCAACAGAGACACAGGUGAAUUUGGAUAUAAUUUUAGGGAAUAGAUGUAUUCUCCAGGCAUGCAAGCGUCUCUCCGUCUGCAAUGAGGAGAGGAGUGACAGACGCAGACUGAAUAACGUUAUUCGGGUGUGACAGAAAUCUGCGCUGUUCGAUCGAGCGCGUCUCAUUGAGAUCCACACGCGCGGCAUGAAUCUCAUCGCAGCGUUUAUUUACUCAGACGACAUCACUGUGGUCAGGUGUAAUGUGUUUUAUUGCUCUGAGAUGUGCGCACAGGAUUAAAUCGGAUGGAGCAGCGGUACGCCGUUAAGCCAGUAACCGAGAGGAGAGCGAUAUUUGCGUUAAAUCUGAGAAGAAUGGACACGCAAAAUAUGAUGCAGUGCAAGUGUCGUCAUCUGAACAUCCGUUAUUUCUGUUAAACGCAAUAGCACAGCAAGAUUUAUCACGGAUAGUCCUUGUUGUAGCCUCAUGAAAACAACCCUUUGGACUGUAUAAGGUAGAUUAUUGUUUAUAUAAAUAUAUAUUUCAAUAGAUAAAUGUCUUCAAUCGCUUAAGGUUUGAGUAUUCGCAAACCAUCUAAGUAUUAUUAAUUUAUUCGGGUCAUCAUUAAGUAUUCAUACUGACAUUUCCGUUGGGAAUAUUAUCUCUGAUGCACCGGAAUGCGUCUUCUUCAUAUGAGCUGUGUCUUCAUGUGAGUUUAGUCAUUAUUUUUGCUGUCCCAAGAGUGAUUAUUCACCUUAAUGAGAUUGCUUGGCUGAAUGAUGCAGAUGCAUAGAGGCUGAAUGAGAAGAGAGCUGGAAGAGAACAUCAUUGGACGAAUCACUGUGACAUCUGGCGCUAAAACUGCUUAGUCUGUGCGACAUCUGUGAGCUGUUCUGUCUGUACUUGAGUUUUUAGGUGGCACCCCAGGCAACAUCCAAAGAGGACCAAGUCCGGAUUGAAACCACAGAGGACCAAAGUAUAAACUAAAUGCAGAGUGGACUGAGUCUGGACUGAAUUCAUAAAAGUAGAUUCAACCCCGACACGAUCUGAUUCCAGACAGGACCUGGAUCCAGUCUCAAUCUAGAUAGGAUCUGAAUCCAGACUGAAUUCAUAAAGGACCCAAAUCUAGACUGAAUCCAGACUCAAUCCAGAAAGGAUAUGAAUUCAGACUGAAUCCAUAAAGGACCUGAGUGCAGUGUGAACUCACAGCGUAUCUAAAUCCUAAUUGAAUCCAGAUUUAACCUAGAUCUAGACUUCAUCCAGAUCUAACCAGAAUCCAGUAUCAAUCCAAAUAGGAUCUGAAUCCAGAAAGGACCUGAAUCUGGACCUGAAUCCAGCUAGAACCUAAAUCUAGAUUCAAUCCAGAUCGGACCAGAAUUCAGACUCAAUUCAGAUAGGAGCUCAAUCCAGAUAGAACUGAGUGCAGUUUGAAUCCACUGUGGAUCUGAGUCCAAACUGAAUCCACAUAGAACCUUAAGCUAGAUUCAAUCCAGAUCGGACCAGAAUUCAGGCUCAAUUCAGAUAGGAGCUCAAUACAGAUAGAACUGAGUGCAGUUCAAAUCCACUGUGGAUCUGAGUCCAAACUGAAUCGGGGUGGAACCUUAAUCUAGAUUCAGUCCAGAUAGGAUUUAGGCCUAAGAACUGAAUCCAGACUAAAUAGAGGUUGAACCUAAUCAUCCAUAGGGGACCUGAGUCCUAUUUGAAUCCAUAAAGUACUGAAUCCAUCUAUGAUCCCUGGGACACCUGCAGCGAUGCUCCCAGCCACGGAGGCAGCCAAGAUCUACCAGACCAACUAUGUCAGGAACUCUCGUGCCAUCGGGGUCCUGUGGGCCAUCUUCACCAUCCUCUUCGCCAUCGUCAACGUGGUAUGUUUUGUUCAGCCCUACUGGAUCGGGGACGGCAUGGACACGCCACAUGCUGGCUACUUUGGCCUCUUUCACUACUGCAUAGGGAGCGGGAGCGGAGUGUCCCGGGACCUGACGUGCCAGGGGAGCUUCACAGAGUUUAGCUCCAUCCCGUCUAGCGCCUUCAAAGCUGCGUCCUUCUUCAUUGGGAUGUCCAUGGUGCUGGUCCUCUCCUGCAUCGGCUGCUUCGCCUUCUUCUUCUUCUGCAGUACAGCCACUGUGUAUAAGAUCUGCGGGUGGAUGCAGCUGGCAGCAGGUUUGUGUCUGGUGUUGGGCUGUAUGAUAUAUCCUGAUGGCUGGGAUGCUGAUGAGGUGAAGAGGAUGUGCGGAGAAGGGACGGACAAAUACACCAUCGGAGCAUGCUCAGUGCGCUGGGCGUACAUCCUGGCCAUUAUGGGCAUCUUGGAUGCCCUUAUUCUCUCUUUCCUGGCUUUUGUGCUGGGCAACAGGCAGGAUGGACUCAUGUCCGAGGAGCUGCUGGGAGACAAAAGUGGAAAUGCAUAGACGCCAGAUACACUCAGGUGUUUCUGUCUUGUUCAAGGAAAAUCAUUAUAUGAAAUCACAAUCCAGCUUUACCCAUCAUCCUGAGGGAAGGAAGCCUGACUGCAGCAGUUUGAAAAAAACUUUAAAGCGAAGGAUGCAAACGGGGUGAAUGGAGUUGGGAACUCACUGCUUUUCUGUCCAUAUCCCUUCUUUGCACUUCACUCCCUGGAAUUGCUUCUCAACAAAUCCCUACCCUAGUUUGAUUUACCGUGUUCUGUGCUACUAACAUGAUAGGGCAGCUAAUGCACCGUUUAGAAGUAACUUUGACUUGGAUUAAUAAUAAUAAUUUAAAAAAAAAGUCUUAUUUAUUUUACAUCGUGUCCUCUUUUAAAGGCCUGCAUUACAAUAAUGUUAAUAUUUUGGGAUUUAUGAAUUACAGUAAAACUGUACUGUUUUAUUUGACGUGAUUCUCCAAUAUAGAAGAAAACAUUUACAGGCUUAAAUCAUGGGAUGCACACUCCGGCAUAGAGCUGCACCACAGAGACAUUUCUGGCCUGUUAUUUAUCCAUCAACACCACCCCUGGAC